Paramecium tetraurelia is the source of this 1479-nucleotide messenger RNA. RefSeq lists its product as uncharacterized. The record is from RefSeq and is a predicted model, not a curated record. Lineage: Eukaryota; Ciliophora; Oligohymenophorea; Peniculida; Parameciidae. The transcript is spliced from 2 exons.
AUGAAAUCACCUGUAGUAACAGAUAAUUGCCGUAGAGCUAAAACAAAUCCUGAUCAAAGCUCACUGCUUAGCUAUUCUGUAGCCAAGUCUUGUGCCUCAAGUGAACGAAAAACUUAAGUCAAAGUAGCUUGCAAAGUCUUAUGCGAAAUGAGAGAAGAUGAAUCAAGUAAAUUGGCAAUGAAAUUCACCUAACUAAGAAUUGUACUAGCCACUCAAUCUCUUCUUCAUAAAUUAUAAAAGUAUAAAUCUUCUAAACUGUAAACAUAUUUUUGGAUUCUAUAAUAAGAAAGAAAAACAACUUAACCCAAUGGCUUCUUAGAUCUUAAUCAAACAAUAUCACUUCCUCCUGUUAUGGAUGAUCUAUCCAACAAUUAGAUCAGAGAAUAAAUAUAGCAAGACUAAAGUCAAUAAAUACCCGUAGCAUCAGCAAUUGUACUAUCUCACAUCCUCAGGAGACUUGUUAAUUAAUAAUAAAGAUUGACCUUGAAGAGGAUUAGGGCAUAAUCAAAUUUCAUAAAGGGUAUUAAGUAAAUUAAGAAUUUGAUCAAAAAAUGCCAAAAGAGGUCUUGCUAUUUGAGUAUUCUAAGUAUAAUGAGAUGCAAUCAGAACAGAAAAGUGUUUAAAACAAGUUUUCUUGAUUAAGAUCAUGAGAUUUUACCUUAAGAUUAGAUGGAAGAAUAAAUUAUUCAACAACCUGAAGAAAUGUCAAUGAAGGAAUAAUUAGCUAUUAAGUUUGCAAGCAUUACAAUUUUAACCUCUAUUUUAAAUGAGAAAAUAAAAAAACAACAAUUUUAAUUAUUUUUUAAUAUCAUAAAGGGUCAUUUUUAAUUAAAUAAAUAAUUAAGUUUCUCAUAAAUGAAUGAAAUUACUUAGAUAUAUGAAUAAUCAUUUUUAGAUCAAAAUCAUAUUGUUACAGGAUCUUAACGUUUGAGUCGAAUAAUUUAUUUGAGAUUAAAGGAUUACUUUAAUGAAAUCCGAGCAUGUCAGACAACAGGUGAACUCAAAAAUGGAUAUUCCAUUAAUACCAUACUUCAAAACAAGAAUUCAGAAUAAUCAAUGAAUAAUUCAUAUGAGGAUCUUUAUACAUAAAGAGUUCUGCCUUCACAAUCUAAGCAAGAUGAAGAGAACAAUGAAGAGGAAAUCCAAACACUUGCCAAUAGUGACUAAUUCAAGAUGCCAUGCUCUUUACAGCACAUUACUGAUAUUGAGGAUUCCUACUAAAAAUAAUCUGAGGACCACAUUGAAUUACCAAAGGAGAGAGCGAUUGUUUAGAAGAAUAAACAUGCAGAUUUAAUAAAGAAUGCUGUUAAAUCUUAUUGUACUUAAUAGUAGUAGGCAAAACACAGUGUUUAAGGAACUCCAAGGACUUAACAGCAUGAAUAAAAAAUAGAGGAGAAUAAAAAAUAGUUAAGGCAACUCUAUAUUCCUCACAUGAUUGGGAUAUGUAUGAUUGUUUUGAUUAUUUUGAUUUUAUAAUGA